Molecule: messenger RNA, 1719 nt
Organism: Vicia faba (fava bean)
Lineage: Eukaryota; Viridiplantae; Streptophyta; Magnoliopsida; Fabales; Fabaceae
Source: the annotation of a GenBank genome assembly
AUGAUUCUGCUUAGAGUAUUACGUUUGUUUAUAUUCUGUUUGGUUUUAUCAACACUUUGUUCCAUUACCAAAUGUGGAAGUUCAGAUGUAACUCUGAAAUUCUUGAAAGCACCUCAUGCAUUUUCUCACUUGAAUUCAGCAACAUUUGCUUUUGAAGUUCUUAAUUCUGGUAGUAACCGUACUUGCUCAAAUUGCAGCCUCAGUUGUAAGCUUGAUGAUGGGGUCGCGUCAGUUUGCACGAACGGGAGAGUUACAUACUCAAGCUUGCAAGAUGGAAAUCAUGGUUUUGAAGUCUGCACCAAUGGAAAUCAUAGUUUUGUGGGCUGUGCUAGCUACAACUGGACUGUUGACACAAUUCCACCAACAGCAUAUGUUACAGCCUCAACAACUUUCACAAGUUCUUCAAAUGUUUCGGUAAAUAUAUCUUUCACCGAACCGUGUAUAGGUGAAGGUUUUGGAUGCAAGUCUGUGAAUGCCUGCAAUCUUCUUGUCUAUGGUGCUGGCCAGGUUGUACCAUCUUCCUUUAGAGUUCUGAAGCCAAACCUCAUGUAUUCUCUUCUUGUUAGUUUAUCUCCUACCGUUCAAUACGGCCGAGCAAUCCUGGUAAUGGAUAGGAGUUUCUGUACUGACAUAGCUGGUAACAGCUUUACAAGAAUGGCGAAUUCGAGUGUUCAUCUACAUAUUGACAGAAGAAAGGUUUAUGUCAACAUCAGGACUCGUGUACCUGAAAAGCUACUUCGAAUUAACAGUGAAACUAGAACAAUUCAGGCAACUAAUGACCUUAACAAGCUAAAGGUGUAUUUGUACUUCUCGUCUCCAAUUGUAAAUUCAUCUAUGGAAGUUAUGAGUUCUCUCAACAUUAGUCGUGGUUCACUCGUUCCAACUAGUGCAGAAAAUCUUGGAAAUCGUAGAUUCGGAUUCAUGAUUGCUAAUAUCUCCUCCACUGCUAUAGUCUCGGUUGAAUUCAAUUUGAAAUCUAUAAUAACCAGACAAGGGACUCAUGUUUCUCCAACUGCGCCGGUUAAUUUUCUCUAUGAUUCUAAGAGGCCUGCGGUGAUGUUAAGUACACAUAGAAUGAGGACAAAAGAUCACAAUAUACAAAUAUUAAUCGAAUUUUCAAAGCCUGUUUUUGGAUUCAAUAACUCCCGCGUAUCAAUUUCAGGAGGUUUAUUAAAAAGCUUUCACAAACUUAGAUGGAGCACAUACAUUCUUGAGCUACAAGCGGAUGAUGAUUUGGUAUUCGUCAGUGUUCCCGAGAACGUAACUCGUGAUGUUUCCGGAAACAAAAAUCUAGCUUCCAAUGUUCUACAAGUGAGGCACUACUCAGUACCUCUUAUUUCUUCUGUGAUUUCUGCAUUUACAACUGCUACUUUUGCGCUGACAUCGAUUGUUCUGGCCUGCUUACUAUCUCAACUGCAAGUCUUCAAUCAAGUUUAUCUUGAUUUUGGGUUGGCUAUUCCAAAGCUUAGUGUUCAUGGCAUGGUUUCUGCAGUGAAAGAUCUUUUAGAGCAAGCACCAUUAAAUAAGGUGAUGUUUAGUACUGAUGCUUAUGCCUUUCCUGAACUCUUCUACUUAGGUGCGAAAAAUGCCCGCAAAGUUGUUUUCACAGUUCUGCGUGACUCGUGCAUUGAUGGCGAUCUCACUGUUUCAGAGGCUGUGGAAGCUGCAAAAGACCUCUUUGCACGAAAUUCAAUCAAUUUCUAUAAGAUUAUCAGUUAA